Molecule: messenger RNA, 1293 nt
Organism: Aspergillus pseudoviridinutans
Lineage: Eukaryota; Fungi; Ascomycota; Eurotiomycetes; Eurotiales; Aspergillaceae
Exons: 1
Coding region: 1-1293 (430 amino acids)
Source: RefSeq, a predicted model, not a curated record
AUGCCUCAUAUCGCAAACACACCCGAGUCCAUGCUGUCUCGCUCAGAUUCACUAGAUCCAGCCACAACAUGCAGAGGCGUGACCGCAAAUGGCCGACCAUGUCGCCGUGCCCUAGCUGCCUCUAUAGGACCGCAAAAAGACACAGCUUCGGCUUCAAUGUACUGCUGGCAGCACAAAGAUCAAGCAAGACCGGUAUCAGCGUCGAAUAAUCCGGGAACAAUCCGCCCCUCACAAAACCAAAACCCAUGGCCGAAACCGCGGACAAGCAUUGACACAUUGAUGGACCGGCUGGGCGUUCUGGAGAUCAACGACCCACAGGCGAAACCGGCGCCGUACCGACGCCGGAAACCCAAAAAGCGGACAGUAUGUUGCUGUUUCGAGAUCGUGGACGACGUCGAGAACGAGCGGCCUCCGAGGCCUGUGACAGUGAGCGCCGCGGCAGACGCUCGUCCGUCGCGGCCGAUGCAGCAGGUCUCGUCAAGCUCUUAUCCAGGACGGCCUAAGCCCCCGGCCCAGAAGCCAUCAUCACAGUCAACAUUACUCUCGCCUCGGCCGACAUCCCACCGGCCGUCGCUGCAAAGUAGUCCGGCGUCUUCCUCAUCACAUACGACGACCCUCCUCGCAUGGAUUCCUCCAACACUAACCCCGCAAACAACAUCUUGCCUGCUCACGGAGCUGGCGAAGCCCAUCUCCGAAGCGGACGAGCCGGGCUACAUAUACAUGUUCUGGGUGACGCCGUCGAGCUCCACGUCAUCGCCGCCUCCCGCUGAAGUCGCCAGAUCGCUCGUUCCGGAAGCACACAGACCAGAGCACGGUCGCCGCGUCAGCGACGCACUCAAAACAGCGCGCGAGAUGAAUGCCCUAACCUCUAAAUCGACCAGUCAGGCAUCAGGUACUAUCCGCCUGAAGAUUGGCCGGACGAGUAACGUGCAGCGCCGACUGAAUGAAUGGUCGAGACAGUGCUCGCACCAUCUGACUCUGAUCCGUUACUACCCGUAUACACCAUCGACGCCGUCGCCAUCGCCGUCACCGGUUCGAUUGCAGACUGGAGGAAAUCGGCGAAAUGGUUCCGCCGCCUUGGAGCCGGGGAGGAAAGUCCCCCAUGUCCAUCGCGUGGAACGACUGAUUCACCUUGAGCUGGGAGAUUUCAGGGUUCGGGAUCUGGGGCGAUGUGAUGAGUGUGGGAAAGAGCAUCGGGAGUGGUUCGAGGUUGCAGCGGAAAAACAAGCGUUGAAACGGGUGGACGAGUGUAUCAGAAGAUGGGUGGAGUGGGCAGAAAGUCAGAGGGUGUGA